Molecule: messenger RNA, 1151 nt
Organism: Neocloeon triangulifer
Lineage: Eukaryota; Metazoa; Arthropoda; Insecta; Ephemeroptera; Baetidae
Product: perlucin-like protein
Exons: 5
Coding region: 286-969 (227 amino acids)
Molecular function (GO): signaling receptor activity
Source: RefSeq, a predicted model, not a curated record
GGCUAUCGCCUCGACAAUGUAGUCGGACAAGCCGGGCAGGCCCUGUUUCUUGGAGAGGCACAGGUAGCGCGUCACUUUGCGCCCGAAGAAGCCAUCCUUCCAAAGGUCGGCGUCCGAGUCCUGGUCGUGCGUGCGCGAAACCUUGCGAAAAAGAAAUAAACAAACUCUGUUUAUUUGGUUUUCAGUGAUGGGAAACAUAACAAAGGGCAAAAAGUAUUUGUUUAGUCGGGUUGUUUUACGGAAUUGAAGGCACGCCUGUGGUCUCGACCGCAAACCAAACAAACGAUGGUGAAAUCAAAGACCCUUCUUGGUCAGUCAAAGUUAGAGAUAAUGUUUUUCCUCAAUCUAAUAGCCACUGUCCUCUUUUUCCAGCUGUCAAUUUCUGGAGUGAAAUGUGGCCAGUAUGUGACGAUAAACGAAACUCUUUACUUCUUGGAAGGCUCGAAUUUGGCCAACUGGUAUGAGGCAAACACUGAAUGUCUGAUGAAUGAGAUGACUUUGUUAUCACUCGAGACCAGGAUAGAAAAUGAAAAUGUGAUGAACUGGUUAAACUCAACAGAGUUUUACAACACUUGGAUUUGGUCUGGAGGAAUUCGAAGAGAAAAUGAAAAUGAGUGGAAUUGGAACAAAAACACUGACAAUAUAACCAUGACUUAUACAAACUGGGGACCAAAUCAACCGAAUGUGAUACAGUCGGAAGAAUCAUGCAUGAACUUUGCUGCCGAGUAUGGGAAGUGGGAUGACGAUCAGUGCAACGAUUAUUCUCAGGCCUUCAUGUGUGAAAGAAAUAAUACUGAAGUAACUACAGAGGGUGGUACAACCACUACAACCCAGGGUUCAACAGAAGGAACACCAGGAGCAACAACAACAAUACCAGGAAACACAACAACAACACCAAGACCAACAACAACAACACCAGGAGCAACCACAACAACAAGAGCAACUACAACAACAGUAGUUGCAACUUGAUUGAACAAAUUAUACAUUUUCCAGUCAUAUGUUAUGUUGUUUAAAAAAAUUAUAAUGGAUUAAAUUUACGCAAAAUUGAAUUUAAAUUGACAAAUAUUUUUAAGAAAUAAAAUAUUUGAAAAUUAUUAAUGAAGCUGCAUAUUUUUUUACGCUGUAUAGUUGCAUUAAAAAAUUAAAAUACA